AUGGAGAAAUUUGUGAAACAAGAAAUUGCAGUUCAUAUGUUUGUGAAAAUGCCUGUGAAAACCGAAAAUGGAAAUGGAAUGAAGAAUUUGAACGUUGCAAUAGAUGCCGACAUAGAAUUUUCAAAUAAUGAGUGUGAUGAGGUAGAAAUUGAUAAGGAGAUUGGAGGUGAUGAAACAAUUGAAGAACCUACGGUUGGAAUGCAAUUUUCAUCUGUAGAAGAAGUGCAUGCUUAUUAUAUGAAGUAUGGUAAGAAGAAAAGGUUUGGGGUAUCCAAAAGGAAUAUUAGACAGCAUGACGAUGGGACAGUGAUAUUGGAUUACACCCACGCCUGUAGUCCGGAGAAUGCAAGACAUUUCAGAUGCUUUAAGAAGGUUGAUGCUCGUGUCUCUAAGAUGCUUGAAAUAAAUGACGAGGCAUGUAUAACGUUGUCCAAAAAUUUUAAGUCUGUGGUUGUUGAGGCGGGGGGUUAUGAGAAUGUAACAUUCGGGGAGAAGGAGUGUCGAAACUACAUUGACAAAGCACGACGACUUCGCCUCGGGGUUGGAAGUGGUGUAGCUCUAUGUAACUAUUUCGAAGAUAUGCAAAAAAGAAAUCCGGAGUUUUAUUAUAAGAUUGAUGUUGACAAUGAGAUGUGGUUAAAGAAUGUGUUUUGGGCAGAUGCCCAGAGUAGAGUUGUGUAUGAAUCAUUCGGGGAUGUAAUUACAUUUGAUACAACAUAUUUCACUAAUGCGUAUAAAAUGCCUUUUGCACCGUUUGUGGGUGUGAACCACCAUGGGCAGUCAAUCCUACUCGGUUGCGGAUUGAUAUCCAAUGAGGACGCAAAUACAUUUGAGUGGUUGUUUCAGUCAUGGUUGCAGUGUAUGAAUAACCAACCGCAAAAUGCAAUCAUCACAGACCAAGACAAGGCCAUGAAAAUUGCAAUAUCGAGGGUGUUUCCAACUUCUAUGCAUCGAUUUUGCUUGUGGCAUAUAAUUUCAGUUAGCAUGAGUUUGAUGAACAUUGGUGCCUAUGAUUCGGCCCUUAGGAGGAAGGUAGAGAAUGAAGCAAUUGCUAACUUCAAUUCCUUUAACACGGACAUUCCUUGCAUCAGUCGUUAUCCUCUUGAGAAGCAAUUUCAAAGUGCAUAUACUCUUGCUAAAUUCAAAGAGGUACAGGAGGAAUUGCGAGGAUUUCUAUAUUUGACUACUAAGGAGAUAGGGUGUGAGGAUGAUAGAUAUAUGUUCGUUGUUGUGAAUGAGGUCCAAGCUGAGAGCAGUUGUGUUAAAUUGAUUAGUCAGAUAGAACAGUUGAAGACACAGUACCCUGGUAUCGCUAAUCAUGAUACUAGCAACACAGUUGAUACAACUCAUUCAACGGAGGCUUCAACCCUAGAGUUCUUAGUCCUUUGGUAG
This is a messenger RNA of Juglans microcarpa x Juglans regia, 1392 nucleotides long. Its product is annotated as protein FAR-RED IMPAIRED RESPONSE 1-like. NCBI's taxonomy places the organism in Eukaryota, Viridiplantae, Streptophyta, Magnoliopsida, Fagales, Juglandaceae. The transcript has 5 exons. The record is from RefSeq and is a predicted model, not a curated record. Bases 1 to 1392 code for a protein of 463 amino acids.